UCGGAGCAGCGCCCGGCUGGGUGGGAAGCGGUGUCAGCUCGCCUCGGCCGCCGCUUUCCUCCGCCCUCGCUCGGCUGCUGACGGGCUGCUCCGCUUGGGAUCUGCCCGGGGCUGGGGGGCCUCGCCUUUGCACGCCCGGAUCCGUCCACCAUGCCCGAGGUUAGAGAGCUCACCGAUGCUUUGGCCAAUGUGCCUAUGGACCCCAUCACCGGCGUUGGCGUCGUCGCCUCCCGGAGCCGAGCCCCGACCAAUUACGACGUGGUCGCACAAACAGCAGAUGGCUUAGAUGCUGAUCUUUGGAAAGAUGGCUUGUUCAAAUCCAAGGUCACACGAUAUUUGUGUUUCACGCGGACUUUCUCCAAAGAGAAUAGUCACUUAGGUAAUGUCUUGGUUGACAUGAAACUCAUAGACGUAAAAGAUACGUUGCCCGUGGGCUUCAUCCCAAUUCAAGAAACUAUGGAUACACAAGAAACUGCUUUUCGGAAAAAGAGGUUGUGCAUUAAAUUUAUCCCCCGGGAUUCCACGGAAGCCGCCAUUUGUGAUAUCCGGAUCCUGGGCCGAGGCAAACAAACCCUUCCACAGUAUACAUACAUAGGGGAAUUGAACAACAUGGGGAUCUGGUAUCGGAUGGGGAAGGUUCCUCGAAACCAUGAAUCAUCUCAGCCUACCACACCUUCUCCACAAACACCAGCCACGACACCAGCUGCCAACCUUCCCAGACAUAUAUCGUUGACGCUUCCUGCCAGUUUCCGAGGGAAAGGGCACGGCACUCGUCCAGAUUUUGAGUACCAGCACUCUAAUUUAUAUGCCAUUUCAGCAAUGGAAGGUGUGCCUUUUAUGAUCUCAGAGAAGUUUGCCUGUGCUUCAGAAGGGAUGCAGCCGGUAGACCUCCUGGGAAUCACGAUCAAAUCUCUGGCUGAAAUUGAAAAAGAGUAUGACUACAGCUUCCGGACAGAGCAGAGUGCUGCGGCCAGACUGCCUCCCAGCCCCACCAGAUGCCAGCAGUAUCCCCCUUCCUGAAAUCUCUCAACUCCUUGGAGUGAAAAUGCACACGUACUACUGAGCAGCGAAAGGAUUUUCUUCCUCCUCCUCUUCCUCGCUUUGUAACCUUCCCUCCCCCACCAACCCUUCCCAUCCCUGACGAGCAGUAUUAACGGAGGCCCUUCCAGGAAAAGACACAGGAAGCCUCAAUUUUUGUCUCUCCCCCAUCCUCCUUUAUACAAAACAACUGGAUAGCAUU
This is a messenger RNA of Pseudonaja textilis, 1240 nucleotides long. It is a transcript of the gene MVB12B, whose product is annotated as multivesicular body subunit 12B. NCBI's taxonomy places the organism in Eukaryota, Metazoa, Chordata, Lepidosauria, Squamata, Elapidae. The record is from RefSeq and is a predicted model, not a curated record. Gene Ontology annotation, biological process: viral budding; regulation of epidermal growth factor receptor signaling pathway; virus maturation. Gene Ontology annotation, cellular component: late endosome; ESCRT I complex.